CACAACGCUACACAAAGCACCACGGUCAGCGACGUCUCCACGUCUGUAAGUCGCACCGCCAACUUCGACUUGCCACCAAGUCAAAAUACGAGCAUGUGAUAUAAUAACGCGCCACAAUACGUAGUGUUUGUUUAAGUGAAUUUAGAGGUUACCAAAAUGUACAAGACAGUGCGACACGGAGAAAACAGCCUCCAGUACACCAUUCUUCCGCAAACAGAGGAAGUGCUCAACAACAGUGGACUGAAAGGCAAAGGGCGAGACUAUAGCCCGUCUAUACACGUACGGCGAUCUCGCAGAAGAUCCACCGUUAAAUAUGUUUUAUUGGUAUUAUUUGGUAUAAUAGUGGCGCUUGCUUUAGCAGCGGUGCCACUCUACGUUAUGAACGGACCUCUAUACACACGAAAAAACCAUCAAGAUAGCCACGAAAUCAUCACUAAUUCGCCUUUAACUCCGACGGGACGGGAGAUGUUGAAGUCUCGCAAGAAGGAGCUUAAAAUCACUAUUGACAAUUUAUUAACUACGGAAGCAAAAACGGACACAAGAUCGACGACGACAUCUAGUACUACUACAACCACAACAGCGACGAGCGUCACCAGUGACAGACCGACUACGCCGCCAUGGACUAUGCCGGCACUGAGAUCGUGGAAGAGCUCCACAUCUUCCACGACCAAACAGCCGGUUCCAACCGAGGACAACGAGAAAAUACCUCUGAUCGGCACACCAUCCGGUAGCAUACGAUUGUUAGACCACUACAUGUCCGCAAAACCAUGGGAAGACAUUAUAAUAAGGCCAACAGUGAAGCAAGAACCCAUAACAAUUCGGAAUGCUUUCCGGCAGUAUUCACGAAUUCCAUACUUACGACCACAAAUUCCACAACAAUUAAACAAGAAAGUGUUUGAAGAUGUACUAAUUACUACUAAGGCUACGACUACAUCGCGAUCUGUUACCACUGAACUUUCUAUUACGGAGAACUCGAAAUUAAAGAAUUUGAAGGAUACUCUGUUGUCCGUUGAUGAUGAUGAUGAAUUCAAGGAAUCUCUAGAAGUAGACGAAGUGUUUUCGUUGCCUCCUUUGAAACCAGACUUAGCAGCGCCUAGUGAUUCUGAUGAAGUGACAGUGUUGAAGGCAGGCGACGGUGCCUGGUACGGAGCACGGUGGCCGUUCGUCGAUACAUCUUCUUACUUCCAAUGGACGGGCUACUCUCCGGGCGACAACCUACUGUUGCCAUUGUUGGUGGCAGCCUUAUCGUCCAUCGGAUUGGUGUUACUGUUAGCGCUAGCAGUGCGACGGCGCAAAAGGUCGCACGUCGCCUCAGCACAAAUUGGGAAGUUGACAGCCGAUCUGCAAGCCGACGAUAAUACGAACUUGCUGACUGCAGAGAAUCCUGACGAUGCAGACGAGUAAGCAAGAACAGCCCCACGGCUUUUGCUCCCACACUUCUAAUGCAAAUGUCUCUUGUAAGCUGAAUAAAGAAGCUUGCACUAUCAUGAAAGAAUGUACCCUAAUUUGUUUGUACAAGCUCCGUACCACCGUGUCGUUUUAAGAUCUUCUACAUUAUGCUGAUUAAAGUUUUUGAAUAAAUAAUGUUUAGAGUACUUAGAUCACUUCCCUAAAAAGCUUUUAUAACCUACAAGGGUUUGAAGAAAAAAAACCCUAACAAAACCGCGAGUGAUGUGCAUUCGUGGCACCUUGUAAUAAUUUAUUCGCCGUAUGAUAAGUCGGACACUGCGCACAAGGGCUGCUUGUAUUCGCCUUCUAAUCUAACCAAUCAUACUUCACAUUUCAGUGCCUAUUCUUUGUAUUAUAUCAAGUAUGAUUUAACAUGCCGCACUCUGUACGCGCGCCUAGGAAUUCUCAGUUCAGAGAUACGAUAUUAGUAUAUUUUGUAACCACACUUAGAUAUUCGACUAUAAUUAGGUAACACACAUGUCGAAUGCCAAAUACGCUAAAAUAUUUUUGUUAUCAUAUAUAUAUAUAUAUAUUCGUAUUAAACGUCCUUGCAAUCGAAAUGAUAUUAGAAUAGAAUAAUCAUGAGCUUGCUAGUUAAAACAAAGAAUAUACAAGCGUAUAUUCCGUUCAUUACAAUAGUUUCAAAAUGUGAUUGGCCUCUUUAUGUCACGUAUGGCAGCUUCCCACGAUGCGUAGUAUUAUCGAUCGUCUCGCACGAGCUAGCGCCCGCGCACUAAGGCAAGAGGACUGUCCGUGGUAACACCGACACGCCAAAAUGGGCCGUGCGAGGAUCUGUAAUUUCCCGGGCCGUUUAUGGCCGUCUUUAGAAAUGUUGAGUUAUAUUAUAAACCUAUAAAAAUUAACCUAGUGUAUUUUUGCUAUUUGUAUUUUAUAUUCCUUGACCACAUUUAUGUAAAAUUCCCCUUUAAAGUAGCAUUCCAUGCUAUAUCAUAUCUCUGAAAGUUCAAUGUAGACUCGUCAGUAUUAUAAAAAAACCUGUGGUAUAAAAAUCUACUUAAGCGUAUUUAUUUUUGUGUAGUCUAAACGUUAGGUUAGGAUAAAUAUCAAAUCUUGAUGUAUUUCAAUGUCACAUUUAUCUUAAUACAAUUCAAUUAUACAUUUUAUACUUUAUGUUGUAAUGUUCUGUGUUAACUAGUCAUUGUCUUUAUUUGUGUAUAGAUAUAAGACUGAUAUAGGAUUGUUUAAAUUAUUUUAUGAUUCCAUUUGGUAGUAUUUGAAUAGUCUUAUAAUAUUUUCUUUUUAAUAUAACGGCACUAGUCACUUAAUAUAAAGCCCGAGAAUUAUUUUUGCGUGCCCAUAUUUCGAUGUUAAUCAUUAUGAUAUAUAUGUACUUAAUAUAAAAUCAAUGUACAGCUAAUAUGUCGUAGUCAUAUAACAAUGUUUUGCUUAAUUAAGCAUUACAUUACAUACAGUAUAUAAGUCGUACCAUAUAGUUAGAGAGUGCAUCGUGGUGAACUCUAAGGUAAUGAAUACCAAGGCGGGCCGUUUAAUGUAGUAGCUUAAGGAUAGGCAUCUUUAAAAUAUAAUGUUGCCGAAGCAAAAACUGGAGCUUUUAAUGUGGUGCUAAAAGGAAUUUCAGUAGCAGUAGAGCUCCUUGUGAAAGAGUUCCUCUCGGGAAGAAGAAGGAAGAAGGAACUGCCACCUUACCUAUUUCUGCCGCCAAGCAGUAAUGUGAGCAUUACUGCGUUCCGGUUUUGAAGGGUAAGGGGCUGGGGAAAUUACAGGCACAUGGGACUUU
Messenger RNA from Hyposmocoma kahamanoa, 3208 nucleotides. RefSeq lists its product as uncharacterized. The coding region runs from base 157 to 1404 and encodes 415 amino acids. The transcript is spliced from 3 exons. Lineage: Eukaryota; Metazoa; Arthropoda; Insecta; Lepidoptera; Cosmopterigidae. The record is from RefSeq and is a predicted model, not a curated record.